GUUGAUUACAAUGAGACGUAGUUUUUCUUUAUGUUUUGUAUUCAUCACAUUAAAACUUACAGAGUUAAGGUUUAUUGAUUGACACCUAUCGGCCUCGGUCAAUUUAUUAAUUUUUUGCCAUCCCGGUAAAACCUAUGCGAGUGUUUUUGUACAUUUUCUGAUACAUUAUUUGGUGUAGUUUUGCAAAGCAAUGUAAAUCAUAUAACUGAAGAUAAAUAUUGUUUCUAUUUAACAGAUAUAAUCAUUUUUGUAAUAUUAUUGUUAUUAUUUGUUAAGUUACUCUAACGGUUUACUUGAUACUAAGACUACAACACACAAUUCAGUUAUCCAGAAAAUUAAACUACUAUUUAACCAAUAGUGAUAACUUAGACACCGAACUAUUUAAAACUGAUGAAAAUAAUAAUAUCAUGUAAGUGUAAUUUUUGUAUUUAUAUAAUUACUACUUUCACUUUGGUUUUCCAAUUCUGUGCUUAAUGUUUGUCUUGAGUAAUCAUUUGCCUCUUUGGUUUUUUUUUUAUGUAAGUGAUGGAAUCCGAUAACUACGUUCUCCAUACAAAAUUUGGCAACUACGUCUUCUACCAUUUUAUAGAUUGGAAACAAUGAUUUGAACACUUCACAUCUGCCACCAUGUUUUUCAGGGUUAGACAUCAGAAAAUGAUGCACGUGUACUUGGUUGUAUUUGUUUUAUUAAGUGUUCUAGUGGUCUUGGGUGCUUAUAUAGCAUAUCAUGUGUUACUACGCCAACAACAUUUUCAAAUUCAAAGUGCUGUAUCUAAAUUGAUGCAUAGUGAUAAUAUCAAUCGACGUUUCAGUAAGUACAAAAUCAUUUUAUCUGUUAGCUUAUUUGAUUUUUCUACUGAUUUUGGUUUUUUCUUCCAUAUAUUAUAAUGUCACUUACUUUGCAUGUGUAUUUUUGUAGAAGCUGCUGCUUUUCAAUACCAUCAUAAUUCUGUUCCAUUACUUAAAGACCAAAAGCCUCUGGUAAUAUACAAUAGGGUGCCUAAGACUGGAUCAACAAGUUUUGUCAAUGUUGCAUAUGAUUUACAUGCACGUAAUUCAUUUCGUGUACUUCAUGUCAAUGUCACAGGCAACUCUCAUUUGCUUUCGCUCUAUGAUCAGGUAUAUUACACAUUUCCUAUAAUUUUUUUACUGGAUAUUCGAUAAACAAAUUAAUAAAUUAUUGAAAUUAAUUCAGUUUAAAGGAAAUAAAUAAAUUAGAAUUUAGAUAUUAAAUAUAAAGUACCUACUUUAUAUUUAAUUACAUGUAUUUUUAAACUUAAUAUCAGUUUAAUUAAAUUAUAAAAAAGAAAAAAAAAUGGUGUUAAGAAUUCUUCAAUUUUAUUCAUUGGGUAAUAACAAAACAAAAUUUUUAAUAUAAUACCAACAAGUGUUUUAUAGUAAUUCAACUUCAUAUUAAUUUUAUACAUCUACAGAUGAUGUAUCCUUAAAAGUAAAUAAUUAUAAUUUUAAAUGAAUAUUAUACUAGUUUAUUUCAAAUAUCACUCAAACAAUUAGUAUCAAAAUCUAUAGUUAUCAAUAUUAUCUUUAAAUAAACCUUUAUUUUCAAAAUAGUAGGUGUAAUUAAUAAUAUGGAACAAAUGUAGUUUUCCAGGUACUUUUUAUUUUUCAAUUUUUUUGUUGAAAAUAUGUGUUUUUUGACACUGAUUUUGAAUGUUUGGAAACCUUUAUUUAUAAAGUUUGAAGUUUGUUGUUAUUAUAGUAUAAAUUUUGCUGUGCUCACUCGAGACUUUUAAACAAAAAAAAAACCAUUGAUUUGUUGUGCAAAACCACGUUAGACACGUGUUUACAUACAAAAAAAAAAGAUGCUAAAAUUUUUUAAGAUAGAUAGGUAUUGAUUGAACUUUAUACCGCUUUAUCCAAUACGUUAUGGUCAAAUGUGAAAACAUUUUUGUAAAAAUAAAUAGAUAUUUACGCGAAACCUUAAGACAAAUUUUAAAUUUUUUUAAAAUGGUUUUCUCGAUCAUUCAAUCUAGAUUUAUACCAAAAAUACAAUAAGGGAUUUGUCACUUAAAAAAAAACAUUAAAAUGUAGAAAUACUUAUAAAAUACAAAAAACUAAAAAUUUACAAUAUAAAUUUAUGUUUUUGUUUUUUACUGGUCUAAACUCCAUAAGAAUAUAAUGUUUAUUUUCCUAUUAGGAAAAAAAAAGACUGGAAAUUGUUUAAAAAUUUAUAUAAAAUUUGGUAUUAAUUAGAAUUAUUUCAUAAACAAUUAAAAUUAAAAUUCUCAACAUUUAAUCUUUUUUUUUUAUAAAAGUUGCAUUUUAAAAAGUGUAAAAAUAACUAAAAUUUGAAUCUAUCAACACUCACAAAUCAUCAAUGUUGACUUUUAGUUUCGAUUCAUUGAUAAUACAACACAAUGGUUGCUGCCUGCAUUUUACCAUGGACACUUUGCAUACAUAGAUUUUGAACGGUAAUUUUAAUAUUUUAAUAUUAACUUAUUUUAUACUUUAUUUUACUAUGUAUUUUUAUUAUUAAUCCCAAUAAUUUUUAUGUUUUUAAUUAUUUUGUUUGUAGAUAUGGAUAUAAGAAGCCACAUUAUAUUCAAUUGUUACGAAAACCCUUGGACAGAUUGGUUUCAUAUUAUUAUUUUCUACGCUAUGGCGAUGAUUAUCGACCACAUUUAGUACGUAAAAAACAUAUGGAUUCAGCAACAACUUUUGAUGAGUGUGUUGAUCGAGGUGGACCAGAUUGCCAAGCCAAUCUUCUUUGGUUACAAAUCCCAUUCUUGUGUGGCCAGUCAGCUGAUUGUUGGUUUGUACAUUAUAUUACAUUUUUUAGUAGCCCUGAUUUCAAGGUUGAACUAAACUUAAAACAAACUUCUUUUAAUGCAUACAGUUUUUUAUUCAAAUCUGAACUGAGCUUUAACAAAAGUUGCCCUAAGAUAAUGGGGAAUGCAGCCACUGUUAUUGGUGAGAAGGGGAAAUUAGUUUGUAUCUGUAAGCAAUGAUAAACCAUUGCUUAUUAAAAAUGACUGAGCACCAUUUAGUUGAUAGUGAUGAUUUGACAACAAUAUAUAUGUCAUAUUAUGGUAGGAUGAUGGUAGCUUGCUCAUAGCCCUCCCUGCAUAUGUUUAGUUGUAUGUGAUUCCGGUAUAAAACUAACGUAUCAAUACCACCACUAGGCGCUGAUACCCAGCAACCCAAAUCAACGCCACUGUCAGCGAUGACAAAUAAAAAUGGUCCUUUUAAGGACCACCUAACGCUAAGUAUUGGUGGUGAACUCAGGGUGUGCCACUUCAAUAUUGAAGGAAUUUUAAAAUUAAAAUGUGAAGUUUUGUCAAAAAUUAUGAAUAAAGAAAGGGUUGAUGUAAUCGCAUUACAAGAAACCCACACAUUAAACGAUGAGGAUAUAGGAAAAAGGGGAUUCAUACAAGAUUACCUGCUACUUGGAACGAUACACUACAAACAAUAUGGUGUGGCCACAUAUAUUAAAGAAGAUAUAGAUAUGUGCCGGAUUAUUUUCGAAGAUAACCAAGAUGGCAGCCCUCAUAGGGACUGUGACUGUCGCUAAUAUAUAUAAGCCACCUAACACCCAAUGGAAGUCCCCCACUAUUAAAACAUUCGAUCACCCUGCCUUAUACGUAGGUGAUUUUAUCAGUCACAGUCUGGAAUGGGGUACAACGAAAAUGAUGCUAAUGGAAACAAACUUCAGGAAUGGAUGGUCUUACACAACAUGAAACUCAUAUAUAACGCCAAAGAUAGUAAAAGUAAGGAAAGUAGCCAAAGGGUACUUUCCGGUCAGCAAGGUGGUUAAAAGACUAUACUCCGGACUUAAGCAUAGCUUCUAGGACCUCCUUAAGCGACAACACUAUAGUAACGAGACACAUCCUGGGAAAUGUCUCACAUAGUCAGCACUGUCCGAUAUUGCUGAACUACGGACUACAAAUCCCAUAGAUAAGAUCCUUACCUAAACCACGUUGGAAUUUUAGGAAGGCUAACUGGGUCGAUUAUGGAAAUGAACUAGACCAUAUAAUCUCUUAGAUCCCGCCUAAAGCUAGCUCUUACGAUCGAUUUGUGGGAGCUAUCAAAUCGGUAGCGAGUAAACACAUCCCUAGGGGCUUUAGAAAACUUUACAUAUCUGGCUGGGAUGAAGACUGUACAAAAUUAUUUGAAGACUUUCAGAAAAAUAAUAACAGCACAAUAGCAGAUGAUCUCAUUGGUAGACUAAAUGCUAUAAGGAAACAGAGAUGGAGUGAAACUCUGCGGAAUUAGACUUUACUCACUCGAGUCAUAAAGCGUGGAGCCUGAUGAAAAGACUAGGAGACCACAGCCAUAGCAAGAAGAAACAAGAAAUUCUGAGCCAAAUGAGGUGGCAUCGAGAAUUAUAGAGAUGGGCAAAACGCAAUCAUGCAAGGUUCACAGUAGGACCAUAAAAGCAAAGCUCAGACGUCAAAAGAAAAAACUUCAACAACAUACAAUGUUUGGUGCACCCUUCACGCUCGAUGAGGUUAAUAAAGCCUUAAGCAAACCAAAUUAAAUAAGGCAGCUGGUUUUGAUGGGAUAUACCCCGAAUUCAUUAAACACGCUGGUCCCAGAGUACAGGAGUGGCUACCUAGACACAACAAACAUUUUAAAACAGUUCAAAAGGGCUAAAGUUAUCGCACUUCUAAAACCGGGAAAGUCUGGAACCGAGGCUGUAGACUACCGCCCAAUCUUGUUGCUAAGCAUCCCAUACAAGAUCUUGGAGAGAUUCAUCCUGGAGAGAAUACAGCCUCAUAUUGACGAGAUUAUUCCGGUAGAGCAAGCGGGCUUCAGAAACAACAGAAGUUGCGAAGAACAGGUCCUCGCCUUAACAACACUAAUUGAAGCCGGCUUUCAGAAGAAGUUAAAAACCAGCGUAGCCUUCAUUGACUUCUCUGCUGCGUAUGACACGGUCUGGAGACAUGGAUUACUGUACAAGUUUAGUAAGGUUAUCAAUUGCAGUAAGUUAAUGGGGUUCCUAGAAGGAAUCCUUGCAAAUCGACGUUUCCAAGUUUACUUAGGUAAUAAAGGGAGCAGAUGGAGGACAGUGAAUAAUGGCUCCCUCAAGGUUCAGUCCUUGCCCCAACAUUGUUUAACCUUUACAUGUACGAUAUCCCAGNGAUGGAGUGAAACUACUGCGGAAUUAGACUUUACUCACUCGAGUCAUAAAGCGUGGUGCCUGAUGAAGAGACUAGGAGACCACAGCCUUAGCAAGAAGAAACAAGAAAUUUUGAGUGCAAAUGAAGUGGCUUCGAGAAUUAUAGAGAUGGGCAAAACGCAAUCAUGCAAUGUUCACAGUAGGACCAUAAAAGCAGAGCUCAGACGUCAAAAGAAAAAAACUACAACAACAUACAAUGAGGAUGGAUGAGGUUAAUAAAGCCUUAAGUAAAACCAAAUUAAAUAAGGCAGCUGGUUUUGAUGGGAUAUACCCCGAAUUCAUUAAACACGCUGGUCCCAGAGUACAGGGAAACGGGGAACAAACAAUAAAUCAUAUAGUAGUUGAUUGCCAAGGUAGAAAAUUCAACUAAGGUUUUGAAGGCCUGCAUGCAGUGACACCCGAAGCAAUUACCUGAAUUACAAACCUCGACAUCUGUCUAUGAACCCACAUCGCAAGAACGACUCACCUUUAUUGUUAUUUAUGAUUUUUGACUUAUUAUAGUUCUAUUGUAAGUUAUACUGGUAUAGCUUCAUAUCUAUAUCAUGUUUUGUAUUGUUUUUAGUUUAUAUUUUAGUUUAUGUUUUAGUUUAUAUUUUAGUUAGAGUUUGAUAGUUAAGUUGAUUUGUGUUAAAAGCCAUACGAAAUAAAUAAAUAUUAUGGUAAAAUAAUUAAUUUUCUUUAAUAAUGUUCAUCUAAUAUAGUACUGAUUUUCUAGGUUUCCAUGAUUUUUCAUGAUUUUUCACAUUUGUUGAGGAAACUCCUGGGAAAAUAAAAAAUGACUGCUCUAAAAUACCUCCUUAGUCAGAUUUUUUUUCAUAAAAAGGUUUAUAUUAUAUACAUCAAUACAUCAUACAAAGAUUUCUGGUAGAAUUUUUGUAUACAGUAUAUAUAUAUAAAAAAAAAAAAACAUCUUUGCUACAUUUAGAAUCUAAAAUGAUAAUGUUUAAAUUUCAAAAUGUAAAAUAUUCUAUUGUUCAGAAAAACAUUUUUUAUUUAUAAAACAAUCAUUGAUGAUUAAUAUAUAUUAUUAUUAUUAUUUGUCUAUUAACAUUAAGUUAUAAUUAUAUUGUCAUACAAAUAUUAAACACUGACAUACCUAUCAAUUAUCAUAUUUUUUCCUCUAUUAACUAACAGAAUUACAGAUUAAUGUCAUUAAAGAUUAAUAAAAUAAUGAACAAUGAAAUGCAAUAUUAUUAAAAUAAAUAUAUAAAUAAAAAUUGAAUAGGUAUAUUCAAAGUUAAUUAAUUAAUAUUAAAAUAUUGUCCUUCAAAAACACAUACUUUCCAUUGAUUGUGGAGGUAGUUUUUGUCUUUUGGAUAUCACCACUUAUCCAGCUUUGGAAAAUGUUAGUUCUGAUGUUCCUAGAAUAUCCCAAUACAGAUACAUCCAUGUAACAGGUAUCUAAAUUGAAACUUUAUCACAUAUUUGUUUAGUUCAAUUAUUGCAAAUGUUCAGUUUGAUUUUCUAACUAUUGAACUCCUCUGGUUCAGUUGAAAAUCAAAUAGUUCCUAGUAUUACUAAUAUUUUGUAUCAAUGUAAAAUUUUUAACAUUUCCAGUUAUUACUUGUUAAAUAUUUUGAGUUAAUGAAGUAUUAUCUUAUUGAUGUAAUAAUGAGUAGUAUUAUUAAUUAUUGUUAUAUUACUUUUUAGGACUCCAGGAAGUGAGUGGGCAUUGCGCCAAGCCAAACGUAAUGUUCUCGAAAAAUACACCUUAGUGGGAGUCACUGAAAAACUGACACAAUUUCUACAAAUGCUGGAACUCGUGAUUCCAGGUGAUAUGUUUCGUAAUGCUUCUGAACAUUUCCAGCAUAGUAUGUAUUAUUCAAAUUUAUACAUUUUUGUUGAGUUUGCCCAAGGGUCAUUAUUUUGAAUAGUGUUGUGUGUGCUCUACAGUAUAUUCAUUAUGUUAUAUAAUAUCUUAGUUUCACUUAACAGACUUACUCGAAAUACAGGUUUAAAAUCAAUAUGUCUUAUUUGAAUAUUUUAAACUUUUAUUAAAAACUAGACUGCUAACUUAUAAAUCUUACAUUUAUUAUACCAAUUUAGGAAUAUUGACUCAACUUUGGGCUGUGUCUAAACCAUCUUAAUUAAAAACUAUACAAGCUUUCCAAUCUCUUUCAUAACACCAAAUCACAGUAGUUCCGGUGGAGUUGCAAAAAUUAAUUUUUUUGUUUUUGGGUUACUUUAGGGACAUAGAUUUUAAUUUAUUGGUUUAUAUUUGUGAAAUAAUUGAGGCCAGAAAAUACAGGACAAUACAGCUAGUUUAGUUAAUUGUUUUAAAGUAUAAUAACAAACUUGUAGUUUUAAUAAUAAUUAGCUGGACUUGAAAAAGAAGAAAAUCAAAUUAUGUAGAAAUAAUUAUAUAUAACUUAUUAUUAUUGAUAACACAGUUUUAUUGAAAAAGUAUAGAUAUUUAUAUAUCAAUACCUUAUAAUGUAUAUUUUGUAUAUUUCAUGAAAAAUGGCUGAGGACUGGUUAAUAUUAGAUAAUUAUAAAACUGAAAAAAUAUUGUGAGUAAAUACUAAACAGUAUUAAUAAAAAUGUAUUUUCUAGUUUUCUGUAUGGCACUACCAAUAUUUCAUUUAUAUGAAAUUAAUCAAAUGUACAAAAAUAUGUAUAAAAUGUAUAUAUUAGAACUGACAAUUAAGUAAUAAGGCACAUUGCAAAAAUUAUGUAUAUUUAAAAAUUAAGGCACAUUGAUAUGGUCCCCAUCAAAGUAUUCUUCUUGGGUAGUAACAUAUUGUAUCCCACGCUUUUUCGUAAGAUUUCUGGAAGUCAUUUACUGGAAACUCCUGGAGUACUUUCUUCAGAGAAAGUUUGGUCUGUUACCAACUCGAAAUGUAUUCCUUUUACUGCCUGUUUGAGAAUAUGGUGGCUGGGGCAAUAUUGUAAUAUUUUUUGAGAUCAAAAAUUGCGUCACACUGAAGGCAUGGUGACAAGGCGCAUUGUCAUGGUGAUCCAUGUGUUUAUGAUGUCUGGGUGGACUGUAAUGAUUAUUUUUUGCAAAUAUUUUUCAUGUACUUCGAUGUAGAACUGUUGAUAAACAGUCUGUCCAGGUGGCCAUAUGCACUGCCGCCUCACUGCUGUCAAAGAAGCAAAUCAUCAUUAUUUGACUUUUGAUUUGCUUAUUCUUUCUUUUUUUGGCCUUGCUGAGCCAGAAUACAGCUACUGUUGGCUCUGCUGCUUUGUUUCUGGAUCAUACUGAAAGAACCAACUCUACCAGUAACUACAAAUUUCAAAAAGAUUGUAUUAUUUUCUACCUGUUCAAGACAAUCCUGUACUACAGUCUUUCUUACAUGUUUUUGUUCUUUUGAAAAGUAUUUUGGAACCAUUUUUGCACAAAGUUUUUUCAUGCACAAAUCUUCAACCAAAAUCUUUCUAAUUGUUUCAGGAUUAAUGUUUAAUUCACCAGAUAAAAUUUGAAUUAGUUAGCGGCCUAUCUUGAUGCACAAGAGCCUGCACCCAACUGCCCUUCCACUUCGCAGUUCAUCCCUUUAAAUUAUUUAUGACACUGGAAUACUUGUGCAUAACUCAUGGCUUCAUCACUGAACACUUUAACCACUUUAUCAAGUGUUUUUGUCACAGAUUUGCCAAGUUUCACACAAAACUUGAUAUUGAUAUCACUUGAUUCAUGACACGCAUUGUGACCCUGACUUAAAUGAACCAACACAAACAGUGAACUAAUGACUGUAUGAAAAUAUCAAAUACAUCUAUUAAUAGAUUAAGAUUAGGAAAUUAACGACCUGAAGUUACAGGUUUAUAGUGCUGCCACAGGACAAAAAAAUUAGUUUCAUUACUUAAUUGUCACACCUUGUAUAACUUUUAAAUCCCACUAAAUAAAAUGUUAUAAUAAUUGUGCUGUGGAAAAAGUAGAACGCAUAUAGUACAUGAAAGUGUAUAUUAGACCAGUGUUUCUCAACCUUUCUACUGUAGCAACAAUGCAACACCCUAAAUAAUUAGUUGGCACCUUGGUUGAGAAACACUGUGUUAGACUAUAUGCAACAAAAACACUAUAAUUGACUGUAUACUGAGUGACUUAAAGAUUUAUUUUAAUUUUUUACCCCUAUUCUAUAUACCUUAAAUAACUAUAAACUUUAAUUUUUCAAAUCAAAAUGUUCCUUAUUGAACAUAGAUUCAAAAAUGGAAAAUGUUUCUAAACUUUUGAUAUGUAUAACACAAAUAUCAGAUUUGCAUAUCUAUUUUGAAAUGAUAAAUUGAUAACUCUUCCCUACUCAUCCAGUCUAAAUAUAAACUAUAAUAUUUUUCAUGAAUGAAUGGUAGAGAGUCUUGACAAAAACCAGUCAUUGUUACUCCAAAGCUCCCACCAUUAAGGGAUCCGUAGCUCAGCUGCGUGUGCGAAACACUACCUUUAUCUCGUGAAAAAUAGUAUAGUAAUAACUUACAAAUGAUAAAUUUGAUAUUAGUGUUAUGCAUUUCAAAAUUUCUAGAAAAAUAUUCUUUAUUGGAAUCUAUUUAAAAGAAUCAAAAGUUGCUAUUUGAAAAACAAAAUUAUAUACUUAUUUCAAGUAUAUGAAAUGAAGAAAAAAAUUAAAAAUAGUUUUAAAAUUAAGCUUUAAUGAUUCCACAAUGGUUAAAAAAAUUAAUUAAAAAUUAAAUUCACUUAAAAUACUCCAUGAAAAUGAAUGGUUGAUGAUAAAAAAUUCCCUUAUUCACAUUCAAAAUGUUAACAUAUUUUUAUUAUUUAAUAUUCAUUUUUUUUAGGCUCCAAGUCUCAUCUCAGAAAGACAGCUAAGAAAUAUCCUGUCUCUCGGAAAACUGUUAAAAAAUUUCACGAUUCUACUGUGUGGCAAAUGGAAAACGAACUAUAUACAUUUGUAGCUAGAGAAUUUGCAUUUGCAUAUGCUAAACAAUUUCCAAAUGUACUAUCUAAAGAUUGGAAAUCUGCUGAUGAAUUACCACCUCCUAACUUUCAUUAUGAAAAAAUAUAUCCGAAACCACUACAACAACAAAAAAAAAAUACCAAACAUACAUAGUUUUUGUGCUUAUUGAACUUGAAUAACAAUAUUUAUUAUUGUAUAUUAUAUGUAUUAUAUGGAUUUUUAUGCAAAUGCAUAAUAUAUUUAUUAGAAUAAGGUAUUUGAAAUCUGUUAAAAAAAUUAACCAAUUUAAAUCAUUUUCAUUAAAAUAACACCAAUAUUGUGUUUUACAUAUUUUAACUGUUUAAAUUGAUUGCAUAUUUAAUGUGUUCGUAAUUUUAAAGUGAAUUUUUUUAAUUCUGAGUGAAGUGAGAAAUUUAUUUGUUCAUCUGUGAAUUGUUUUUUGGUUAGCAAUGGUUUAUUGUUGCUUACAGUUACACAUUAAAUUCUCUUCUGUAUUCUAGCUCCCUAACUUCCCACCUGCAAUAGUGGCUGCAACUGCCAAUUACAAUUAAAAUAUUUUUAUGAAUAUUUUAUAAUAUAUAUUUUUAUUUAUUUCAAUUUUUUUCUAAUGUGUGUUAAUAUAUUUUAGUUUAAGAAUAUUUUGUAUGAAAAUUAAAAUUUCAUUGGUGAAAUAAAAUAUUACAUAUUAUAUUUAAUAAAAUAAAGUGAUUUCAAUUUUAUUCAAUUUUUAAGUUUGUUUAAAAAUAAAUAUGUAUCGUGUAGUAUUUUAAGAAACAUAUAUUGAGGAUUUGUUGUCCAUAUACAUCCAGGUCCCUAGUUAAAAUCCACUGUGGAAUUGAAAUAUUACUAUACUAUUAAGAUAUUCUUGUAUUUUUUUAAGUUAAUUUUUCAUAGUUGUUGUGUAUGCUUGUUAUUGAAUUAUGUUUUCAAUUAGUUAUAUUAUAACUAAAAAUUUGAUGUAAUAAUUAAAAAACUUGAGCUAAUCUAUUAGAAGCAAUCAUUUCAAAAGUAAAAUACCUUACAAAGAAUUUCUGUGUAUUUAAUACUAAAUAUUACAAUAAUGAUGAUAAUGAUGAUAUAUGAUGAAUAUGAUGAUAAGUAUAAUUUAUCAAGUUAUAUCAUAUUUUUAUUUAUUUUUUUUUUAUUUAUUUUUAUAUUUUUAUAAAGAUAUACAGUAGAAUCUGUUUAAUGGGGACAAAUUGUCAUAGUUUUAGGCAAUUUAACUUUGUUUACUGAAGACAAAUCAUUGGUUAUAAGAGACAUAUAUAUCUUUAAAUACCCCUAUAAAUAAUUACUUUCUUAACAAAAUUGUUGAGAGAAGUCUGCAAAAUAAAGAAAGUGAAGGCGACAUGGAGCCAGUCAAAAUUAUACUAGAGAAGCAGAAAAGUGCAUUGAUCAACUGAGACUAUAUUUCAUGCAAAAUGGAAAUGAAAGUGUUACAAUAACUUCACUUGACUUGUGCAGACUUUGUCAAUAAGCAAAGUCUUAAUAAAUUACAACAAAGAAGAAUGGACCAUUUUUCAUACAUACAUACAUUCCAGCAUAUCAAAUU
Molecule: messenger RNA, 11533 nt
Organism: Cinara cedri
Lineage: Eukaryota; Metazoa; Arthropoda; Insecta; Hemiptera; Aphididae
Source: the annotation of a GenBank genome assembly